Messenger RNA from Lethenteron reissneri (Far Eastern brook lamprey), 5381 nucleotides. RefSeq names its product Smad nuclear interacting protein 1 (gene SNIP1). Gene Ontology annotation, molecular function: protein binding. The record is from RefSeq and is a predicted model, not a curated record. Lineage: Eukaryota; Metazoa; Chordata; Hyperoartia; Petromyzontiformes; Petromyzontidae.
GUUUCGCGAACGUCGGCAACAUCGCGCGCUCUGAUUGGUCUGCAGUGCGCCUCCCUCACCGCUCCACAUCGUGCGCGUCGAGGCCUAAGUCGCGGCCUUGUUGGCGGAGGAGGUUUCGCGGCUUCGCUCUCGGCUCCGUCGCGAUUAACCACCGCCGCUAGACCUCCCCUCCCCUACCCCCAAGCCGGCGUUCGUCACCAGCGGUCACCAGUGGUGUGUUAAGGAUUUACAAAGUUUCGUAAGGGAGCAAAAUGCCGCACCGGGAUGGGACGAGGAAACGCCGUUCAGCCUCCCCUCGCCUAAGCCAGCGCGUGAAAGUGGAAGGUGUUCCGGACGAUCGGCACAGGCGGAGGGAACACAAGAAUUCCAGUGGACGCGACGAUCUUAGAGAACGAGAGAGGGUACACGAGGCGGCGCCGGCACCGGCAGAUGCGAGCUUGCGCAAGAAAAUCAAGCAGGAGCCGCGCGACAGGAGCGAACAUGACGACAGUGCCAGCGAUCGCAAGAGGGAGCUGGGCCGGAACGGCCGAGAACGCGUUCACGACAGGGACGAUCAGCGGAGAGAUGAUCAGCGGAGAGACGAUCAGCGGAGAAACGAUCCGAGAAGGGAUGAUCAGAGAAGGGACGAUCAGAGAAAGGACGAUCAUCGGAGAGACGAGCAGAGAAGACAACGGAGCGAUGAGCAGAGAGUUGAUCGUGCCGGCGCCUCGCACAGGCACGACAGGGAGCGCCAGCGGGUGCAGGAUUCUAGCGGGGGCGAUGCUGCCACCGACACGCAGCGCGAGCGAGAGAUGAACGACCGGCGCCGUCUAGCGGCUCGCCAGCAGCGCCAGCAGCAGUCGCCGGUGGGCAACCCUUUCGAAACACAGUCGCCCACUGAGAGCCAGCGCUUCGGGCAGCCGGCCGACGCGAACGAAGAGGAAGAGCCGGGCGACGGCGGCGGUGGGGUCGAGAAGGAGCAGCCGAACUUCGCGCUGUCGGGGGCCCUAACGGAGGACACCAACACUUUCCGCGGCGUCGUCAUCAAGUACAACGAGCCGCCCGAGUCGCGCAUGCCGCGCAAGCGGUGGCGGCUGUACCCGUUUAAGAAUGACGAGCCGCUGCCCAUCAUGCACGUGCACCGGCAGAGCGCGUACCUGCUGGGGCGCCAGCGCCGCAUCGCCGACAUCCCCAUCGACCACCCGAGCUGCUCGAAGCAGCAUGCUGUGCUGCAGUACAGGCUGGUGGAGUUUGAGCGUCAGGACGGUACGACGGGCCGGCGCGUGAAGCCGUACAUCAUCGACCUGGGCUCUGCCAACGGCACGUACCUCAACAACCAGCGCAUGGACGCACAGCGCUACUACGAACUGCGCGAGCGCGACGUGCUCCGGUUCGGCUUCAGCUCGCGGGAGUACGUGCUCCUUCACGAGGGCAGCGACACCACGGUCGUGGGGGCAGCCGGCGAGGAAGAGGACGAAGAGGAGGAGGAGGAGCCCGAGGCGUCUGCCGAGGAGAUGGUUGGGGAGGCGGCGAAGGCCAAGGAAGACGACUUGAAGACGAAACGGUCCGUGAUGAGCAAGAAAAAGUGAAUGGCGCAGAACGGAUCGCCCGCCAGGAGAAAAAUGUUCUCGCCCCGGCACGCCACAUCCAGUUUUACCUCUCACUACGAGCCGUGGCUACUAGGACUGGUCACGCGUCGCCUACUCCCAAGCCUUGCACAGCGACCCGAAAAAAAUAUUCAGGAGCUGAAUGAAGAAAUCGAGGGACCCCCCCCCCCCCCCCCCAACUUUGGUUGUCAUCAUCGCUGUCAUCGCGAAGUGGAGAAACGAUGAUGAACGGAGCCUCGGAAUAAACGAUGUGGGCCGCCGUUGUUGAGACGGGGGCCUCCUGGAGAACGUGGAAAGGGAGUCGGGCCGUGGGUUGUAGGGCGGUCUGGUCGAACGGAGCUGUUCACAACGAUGCAGCCGUUGUAUAUUUGUGUUAUUUGGGUGGCGGGGGGGGGGGCGGUGUUUGCACGCCAGUGACCAUAAUCUUCCGGGCAUUGAACGACGCGCUAAUUUUUCCGUUGAGAUGGAUUCUCGCGAACGCUUGCUGUGUGCGCUCGAGAGAGAGUCUCCGUACGAUCGUCGGUAGUUUUCUGCCGUGGACAAGGUGCCAUUGUCGCGGAGUUGAUUGGCUCUCCGUCGGUCGUUUAAUUUGGAAAUACAAACAGAUUUAACAACUUGCAGAGACGCGCGCAUUGCAAGUGCUCAUGUGUCGGUCUACGUUGUGUCGAGGUAAGAGCCCUCUCCACAUAUGGGGGCUCCCAGAGGCCCAUAGCAGCGGCGAACAUUGACGGCUGUGCUGUGCUGAUGAGUUCUAUUGAGGUCGAAACAUAUCUGGAGUUGUGCGCUUGUUUCACCGCUGCCUGUUGGUAUGGCCACAAGUUUCUCAACUCUUUGCGUUGGUGACCCUAAACAAAAUCAUCACAAAUUCAGUUAUUUUGGGCUGAUGGUCUGGGCAAGGCUGAGAGCAUUUGUACAUGCGAUGCUGCACCCCCGUGUGUGUUGUUGAAUCUUUUAUUUGCCAGUCCACUGCUGGAUCAAGGCCUCCCCCAUGCCGUGUCCGUCAUGGUGGUUGUUUGAACAUAUUUCACCACACUUAGAGCAAGUUUCGUGUGACAACCUGGGACACACAGCCUACGUGUAUAGCCACAAGAGCAAGAGGCGCUUUUGAGUUUCUUCUUUAAGUUAAAAGGGGAUGCUGCCCCAGCAGUGUAAAGAUCAGCACACUGGAUUUGCAGUCCAGAGGCUGCCAGUUCGAUUCAAUCUCUCUUGCUCUGUCCGCUUGAAUAGACCAAUUUGAAAUUAACCCCUCUGCAUAGGGACUCGUAUACUUGCAGAGCACCCAUAUAUUUGGGACUCGCAAACUAGCAUAGGACUUAUUGACUAGCAUAUAAUUCAUAGGAUUGCAGGAGUUUAACAAUCCGUACGAAUCGGUGUGCGUCAUCACACCCAACCACACACGGAGUGUCCUUGUGUUUUGUGCAGACGUGUUGCCUUUUGCGUCUGCCGCACGGAGACGCAGGUUAGGGCUCAGGGUUUAGAUGUGGUUUCUCUGUGACUCCGUGUGUCUCGCUUUGUGUGUCUCUGCGUCUCUCUUCUCUGCGUCUGUCGCUGUGUAUGUGUCUGUUUGUGUCUUGUCUCAGUUGAUUAUCAUAAAUUAGAACCUCCCCAAACCAACUGGCAAACCAACCCCAAUCUUGAAAUGAAAACAGACUUCCUGCUUAGAUGAGCAUUUCGGCAAUGGUGUUCUUCCAUUUACAGCCACGAUCCAGUGGUGGAAAUUUAACAUUUCUGUAACAGGGGCGAAUUGAUACACACGACGACCACUGUUAACUUCCCCACAACGUGGACCUCGUUUUAUCGACCCCGAAAUAAUGAUGGGCCCGAGUCAAUCCCCAGUCUGGAUCUUUGAGCCACCAGAUUGCAGUUUAAAAGGCAAAGGCACAUCCACGAAAUUCCUUGCGCACACCAAUGCCAACAGGAUGGCGCCAGAGGGCCCACCAUUGCCACAGCCCCCAUUCGUCGCUACCGACAACCUUGCAGUGCCAACGAGAAAUUAAAUAUGGAACUGUGACGCAAAGGUUCAAGGUUGACCGUUCUUGGAUCUGCGUCACGGAGUGAAAGGUGGUGCAGCGGCUUUCGUGCGUCACUGCCGGCCGAACGGGCCCGCACCAAGUGGCUGAUCGGUUUGAGUUUCGAGUUUCUGUUUAACGAGGGGUGAGACCUCAAGAGAGACCAGGAUAGAGGAGUCUCAGCUGUAAAAGAGUAACUUGUGUCACCUAAAUGACAAAAAAAUAAAUCAAGUACUUUACAGAAAAUCGACGCUCUAGAGGGUAUUUUGGCCUACUCUUUCACCGUAACCGGAUGUCUUGGAAGAGGUGGGAGUCUCGAGAUCGUCUCCCUUGUGGGCAGGUGUGCGUCACGCCCCCGGCGUAUCGCCCUGCUCCACAGGGAGCGGGAGUUUGCGCGACCGUCCAUAAUAAUGCUCGAAAUGGGUCUUCCCAACGCCGGUUCUUGUUGUGUGGCGCUGCGCUCCGUCCGUCCGUGGGUCCGUCUUUUGCACGUCUCGCCGGUACUCCUCCGGUCGGAGUGAAGUGUUUCGUUGAACGCUGCGCGCGCCCGAUGUUUGGUAAAGCGUAUCCCACGUGAACCGUAGGUGUGCGCACGUGUGCGCAACUUUUUGUUAUUUUGCGUAAAUCGGUGCCGUCUGCAUCACGUCGUGGUGGGGGGGGGGGCAGAACAUCGGGCAAGCUUCAAGUUUUGUUUGGUUGAACUGGCGUGAGAACUAAAGUGGGGGGGGGGGGGGUGGGCCAGGAUAGAGGAGUCGCAUUUGGAAGGGUGACCUCGGUCACCAACAACGACGUAAGCAAAAGCAAAUAUCAAUCGGGACAAAAAACACAAGCGUCGCUGAAAUUAUUGCAUGCACAAAAUGUUAAAUCAAAAGUGAAAUGUUAACUUGCCUGCGGCGCAGAUCUGCCUCCAGAUCAAUCGCAGCACAGACGACAGGAGACAAAGUUCCUCCGUACAGCCUUAACAGACUGUUGGGGCAAGUGCUGUUAGCGAACAGCUCUGAAGGCCGGAAUGGCACAACGUGAGACUUGUUUACCAAACAUCGAGAGCAUACAGCGUGGAAACGACUCUAGGUAAAAGGCGGGCCGUGGUUUUGGCCACGGGGACUGGAGUUUCAGAGACGCCACUCUCGGCUCCGAAACGAAACGGUGACGACGCAUAUCCCAGGUUUCUCCGCGGCCAGUACUAUUGUGACAGGGAGGUAGCUUGAACCGAUUACAUUUUUCUAACGAAUAGUAUUUUUGUAUGGUUACGACGCGUUGUCGUAAUAUAAAAUGGUCGCGUUUUCGUCUUCGCGGUUUAGAUUUAUCGAUUGUACAAUGCGCUCUGUAUGUUUUGGGGUUCGCAGUGUCGAGGUGUAACGCGUAACACUUCUAGCGCUUCCCCCCCCCCCCCCCCCAGCACGGCCGAGCCGAGGCCGUGCCCUGCACACGCUUAAGCACCGGAUCGUUGUUUUUCCACUGCGCCGUUAGCCGAUGCCACCGACAUCGUGCACGGCGAACAAGUCGGUGCCGUGCAGGUGAUGCCAUGCCUUCGAAGCGUAUCGACUGACGUCACACCCUUCCGCCCUUGGCCCUGCUUGCCGUGCUAGACUCGGACGUCUUGUGAGGGCGGCGUAUCACGGUUUGGUUCUGGCUCGGCACGGCAGAUAGCCAGUGGAAAAACACCACCUGUACCGCGCUGGCUUGGCUCGGAUGUACGAGUGGAUACAAAUUACGUUUAGAUCUGGUUAUAGGUGUGCACUUAAGUCGAUGUGUUGCUUUAUAAAAUAAAUGGAUUUACGUACGA